CAUGCUCCACGUCACGGCUGCUUCCUGUCGAGUUGCGGAAGCUCCUUUGUUUUCAUGUCUGGCCGCUGGGCUCGUGUCUCGCUGCCGCUCUUCCUGUUGCAGCACAUCGAGCUCGACUGGAAACUUCUGGAGCCGCUGAAGCUCAUGUUCAUUGUGUUGUCACUCAGGAAGGUUCUGGUUGCUCUGCUGGCGAGCUGCAGCAGACACUGUGCUUCUGACACAGAGGUGGUUGUGUCUCAGUAGGGUUUGAUAGAUUAUCAAUAAAUAGAUUAAACCCUGAUACUUAACCCUGACAAUGUCUGUACUUAAUUAGAAGUUACCAGACAGAUGUGUUCAGUGGUAAAACACGAGAGAAGUGGUUUAACAUCCUAGUUGGAUGGAUCCAUUAGAAUCUAACUGAAGUUCUCAGCAGCUCCUCACAAGUGGAUCUCUUGUUAUUGACUCUGUUGUCUCGUCGGAGCAGAAACCUGUUUUUAACCUGUUUUUAACCUGUUUUUGUUGUGAAGACAAGAAGUGAAAGCUGCUGUGGUUGAGCAGAUAAAAUACACACAGUCUAAAUUUAAUCAACUACAGGAGACGCAACAUGUCAGAGUCCCGCCCUCGUCGUCUCACUGUGAGGACAGUGCAGAUGUUCACUGAUCUUCAGAAGUAAAAGUACUCACGCUUCACUCGAGUAAAAGCAGCAAAACCACAAAGUAAAAAUACUCCUGCACCACAGAUUCAUGAAUCAGCGUCUGAGGCUGCGGCCACACGACAAUGUUUUCAUUUGAAAACACAUCAACUGCUCCACGCUUUUAGAGACGACAAAUCUGCGACAAUUCUUCAACGAACAACGAAACUACUUGAACAUUUCAAAGUGGUGAUUUACCAACUAAAUCACCUGAGUUAUUUAAGAUUUAAGAAUUGUCCAUUUAAGACGUCAGUAAUCUGUGAACCUGUUGCUGGAAAUCAUCUGCUCUAUAGAGCUGUCCAAUCAGCAGCUAGAACUGUGUAAACAGGAAGACAGAACUGACAAGAAUUACAGUUUUAAAUGUACAAAACAUGAAUAUUUUCUAUUUGGACUGAGUUGUACUUGACUCUGAACCUGGAGAAACAAGUGCGUCAAAGUAAAAAAACGUUAGCAUAGUUUAAAAUGACCAUAACCAUCCAGCUGAGGUUGUUUACUUUGCUAAUUGUGUAUGAUUAACGUCAAGUUUCAGGUGCGGCUUGUUGACUUUACUGUUCGACUCUAAACGGGUUAGCAAGCUAACGUUAGCCCUUUCCAGUCGGUCCAGGUAACCGGUUACACCGAGCAGCUGCUGGUUGUAAAUAUUGUGUAACAUUAAAUGUCACUGUGUAAGAACUAGUUUGUGACGUGUCUCUGUGUUGUGUAACUUGUUUCACACUAGUUUGAAACUACAAGGAGUCGGAAAGUCAGCAAACGGACUCAGUUAUGUUUAUCACACAACUUCUAUCUAAAGCUAGCUAACGUUAGCUGAUAAUCAGCUCUCUUAAGCUAACUCUCUUCUCGUCUGUCCUCGUCUGUUCUCGUCUGUUCUCGUCUCUUCUCGUCUGUCCUCGUCUCUUCUCGUCUCUUCUCGUCUCUUCUCGUCUGUCCUCGUCUCUUCUCGUCUGUCCUGUGUCGGACCUGAACCGGUCUUCAUUUGUCUCGGUGGAGCUGGUUCUCCUGCAGGCGGCUGAAUUCAUCUCAGUUGUCGUUUUUAUUGUUCCCUCUGUUUUCGGUCUGAGCUGUUUUGUCCUGCAACAGGUUUUAAAAAAUGGAUUCUGCUUCAUUUAGAUUUUAAUAAUUGAUGUUGAGAGUCUCUUCAUCAUGAUUAAAUAAAAGCCAAAUUAUAAUAAACCGCAAUUAUCUUUCAAAACCAAUCUGCCAAGAGGCCUCAGAUAAUAAUUAGUAAUAAUUAAACAUUUGUAGUAUUUCCUCUUAAACUUGACUUUAGAUAAACGUCGUUAUUUGUGGACUCAAACAUCUCAAACCAGAAAUACUCGACAUUGAUCUGAACUUUUAUCGAAACAUCAAACACAAACUGUUGUUGCAGUUGAAACAAAGUGUGAAAGAAGAUUUGUGAAGAUGCAUGAUUCUGCUCGUCUUUAUCUCAGAAGCCACAGUAACCUCCUCCUGCGUCUCGGGGCUCAGUGAACAAACGAGGACCUGCUCGUGUCGUCGACGUGUUACGUGUCUUCAUACGAACACGGGUUUGAUUUUCUCCGUGGUGUCAGUGUGGAGCGUGCCACACACCCGCUCCACAACAACGACGGCUUUUGCCUGCAUCCUCCAGUGUUUCUUCUGUCAGCAAGUCCAGCAGAGCUGCAACUCGUCCAGUGCCAGCCCGGACGCCAGCGAGGAGCCCUGCCCCACUGACAUGGUGAAGAUGACCAAGUCGAAGACCUUCCAGGCUUACCUGCCCAGCUGCCACCGCACCUACAGCUGCAUCCACUGCCGGGCACAUCUGGCCAAUCACGACGAGCUCAUCUCCAAGUCAUUUCAAGGCAGCCAAGGACGAGCCUACCUGUUCAAUUCAGUGGUGAAUGUCGGCUGCGGGCCAGCUGAGGAGCGGGUUCUCCUCACGGGUUUACACGCUGUGGCUGACAUCUACUGUGAAAACUGUAAAACCACGCUGGGCUGGAAAUACGAACACGCCUUCGAGAGCAGUCAGAAGUACAAGGAGGGGAAGUUCAUCAUCGAGCUGGCUCACAUGAUCAAGGACAACGGGUGGGAGUGACGCUCCGACUCGUCCUUUUCUCCGACCUUGGAAUUAUCUUUACUGAACUGCGUGGAGCGAUGACGUCCUCCCAUCACCCCGCCCCCCCCCCCCGACCACCAGCCACCCCGCCCCAAAAGAAAACAAGACGAAGACACGCCUCCACGAACAGUCACCCGCUCGUCUCCUUCACGUGCACACGCCCACCUGCUCAUCGGGAAGCUGAGCGAAGGACGAGGGGGCGGAGCUACUCCUCUUGAAUAAGUCACGUCGCAGGAGUCCGGUCGUUUACGUUGAAGAUUGUACGUCCUCCUUCGCGGCUCCAGAGCUUUUGGGUUCGAUUCCCACUGCCCACUCGCUCGCUCACUCACUCACUCACCUCCGAGCCUCCCCCACGCUUACAAGUGAUUGUGGUGAUGUGGCGCCCGCUCUGCCACCGGAGACGGACUUCACUGAAAGGACAUUUCUUUGCUUUCCUCGUCCAGCGACUCUCUGACGACCGAUUUGAUUUUUAAUUUGCUUUAGUUUAAAACGUGUGGGUUUGGUUACGGUUCUUUUUUUUUUGCUUUGAUGGCAGAUGGAUGUUACUGGUUAGCAUUUAAUUUCCCCGUCACGUUGUGUUUCUGUUUAUCUGUGCCGGGCUCGUCGUGUCUCCGCCUGUAGCUGAGCAUGCUUUUCUUUGCUAAAGUCCAAAUGAGCGAUCAGGGACGGGUGCGGGGGGGGGGAAAGGGAGUUUAUCCUCGUUACGGAUAUGUAGCAGCAUCUUGCUUGUUUUUAAAGUGGCAGCGGAUCUGAUUGCAGUAGUGUGGGAUUUUAUACCGAAUAUUAUUUUUCCGUUUAUAUCUUUUUUUUUUUCUGAAUUGUGAAUUUACGUUUCCUCCCGCCCCCUUCUGGUAGCACCUGAUACUUUUCUUUUUGACAUAACUGUGUGUGUGUGUGUGUGUGUGUGUGUGUGUGUGUGUGUGUGUGUGUGUGUGUGUGUGUGUGUGUGUGUGUGUGUGUGUGUGUGUGUGUGUGUGUGUGUGUGUGUGUGUGUGUGUGUGUGUGUGUGAUAUACACGCACACAUAAGUUAUACCUGUAGUGUUUGGCUGAAUGCGAUUGUGGCUGGUUCCAUUUUGCAGCAGAAACAUGAAAAGGAGCAGAAACCUGACGUCCGUGUCACUCGUCAUAAAACAGAUUGUAUUAUUCCAUCGUGUAGUAAUAUGAGACACAAGUACAUAUGAGUAUAAAUACACAUCCUAUGAUUACAUAUCCAUAAAUACUAUGAAAAUGUUCGUAGUACGUAGAUAUCGGAACAUGGAUUCUAAAUAUAUAUAUAUAUAUAUUUGCUGUCAUGCACACAUGUAUAUAUGCAUAUGACUGUGUGUGUCUAUGCAGUGUGUGUGGUCACCGUUACACAGACGCACACCUGAACGACGCUCCCUCGUUUGCACUUUGCAGAGGCCGCGGCUUCCUGUCGGUUUAGAGGCAAAGCGUCCGCUCGCACUCGUCUGCUCCGGAGUUUCUUUCUUUAGAUGAACGACCGGUCGACGGAGACGAGAGGACGUUUGACGGUUCGGAGGAUUUCAGCUUUUUCAGAUUCUAUCAACAUAAUCAAGUCAAACUAAACUCUGCUUCUCAUCUCAGUUUGAUUUUUCGACUCGAGGAGAAAAGAGUUGUUUCUUUGCUGCUGUCCUAGAAAUCCUGUCGUCCCCCCCCUCCUCUCGUAGGUCUUUUGCACUUUAUGCUUACCCGUCUCUCUCUUGUCUCACUGCGGACGCCGUCUGUGCUUUGCCUCUAAGCCGCAUGAAUCCUGUGCCUCUUCAAAACAUGAACGUCCCCCCCCCACCACCACCCUUGUGUUUUCUUUCUGUUGUGCAGUGCAUAACUCUGACCCCUGGUUCAACGUGGCCCUCGAGAUAACGUUCUUCACCAAAAUCCUGAUUCUGGGGUCGACAGACACACGUAUAUUUUCUAUGUUCAGAUUCAGAGGUGCAGACACAGAUGAAUAUUCAGUUUAUUAAAAGAUGGAGACGUGUGGCCGCUGAGGGGUGGGCGGGGCUUGUCAGCUAAGAGACGGACGGGGACAGAUUUAAGAAUCAGCAGUGAUUGAUUACUUUGCCGGCGAGGUCAGUCAUAUCACCUUUAAUCCUGAAAACAAAGACAAUGCAAACCCUGAGCAGUGAAACCUACUUGAAGAUAAACAGCUGAGUUAUUGGCCCUGUUACAGUUUUUGUACAUAAAGUAAUAUUUAAGGUUUUAUAUGUAUUUCUACCGGGUUAGUUCUUUUACUUCCCCAACUUGAAGCACUUUUGUUCACUGUACCUCUGGCUGUGUGUGCGUGUGUGUGUGUGUGUCCGUGCGUGUGCAUGUGUAUUAGCCCACGUGCACGCCGGCACACCAAAGCGAAUGUUUAGUUCCUUUUCCUCCGACUUGUUUUAUUUCUCUCUUUUUUCCGUCUGUUUAGUUUGGAAGUUUUUUUUUUUUUUAUUUGAUUGGUCCUGUUGUUUGUGUUUUUUUCUUUCACAGCUGCUCGGCGUCACCGUCUCUCCCGGUGAUCCGCGGUGUUGGAGUCGGGUUGAAGUUUGUUUGGAGGAGAUUUAUCCCCGUUGUUUGUUUGGUUGGUUUGUUGUAGCUCGUGGGUUCGAGCCCGUUGGAGGUUCAGGUCUCUGCUGAGCCACGUCGAGGGCGAGCUGGAAUCUCCCACCGUGUCGCAGCCUUUACAGAAAAACCCUUUCACACCACGGUCUCUGAACGGAGGGCGUCGCCCCCGGCAGCCACACUGGACGUCCUGAGCUUUUAGCAACGCUGGCUGUGAAUAUCUGAUUGUACUUCUUCAGAACCUGCUCAUUCUCCUGCAGGUUUCUCCCUGAACGCUUUGUCUGAUGGAUGUUCUGGUUCCGUCGACUCGUCGCUUCGUCCCAGUCGAGGAGCUGCUGCCGUUAAACUUUGCAUUUCAAGACAUCUCAAACAAAUUCUACCCUUUUCUUUCAAAAGCCAAAAAUGCAGGAUUGUGUCCCACAGUGCACUGCCCCCCCACCCCCCACCCCCGGUGUUUACAUGGUGCAUUCAGGCGCUCUUUGUUGGACCGUAACCUUCGGGACAUGUGACCUCACUGAGUCAUCAGUGCUGGUAAACUGGUAAAAUACAUUUCAUGAAAACUCGCAGAUUUUCUUCUUGUUACUCACGAAAUGGACAAGAUGUCUCGAUUCAGCAGCUUCCUCCGAGCGACUCGGUCACAUCGGACGAGUCGAGUGAUUCAACUGAUGAUGUCCACACUUUGUCCCUGAGCUCCUGUUUCAGAGUCUUUAAAACGCUCUGAGGACGAGACAUCUUGAACGUCCUCGUCUCAACUCUGCUCCUGACGUGAGAAGUUGUUGAGCACCGUGAAAGGACGUCCGGGCUCAGUGUGGCCUCUAGGGGGCGCUCUUUCGAGGGCUGCACCCUUUAAGUUCACGGCUCCUGAACUGGGAUGAAGCGUUUUGGGUUCAUGUCAAAACUCGGAGGGAACCAGUAUUUGUAGGAAACCAUUUUUUUUGGGGCCUAAAAAAAUUUGAUUAAUCACAAGUUUUACGCGAUGACUGGUCCUCAAUCCUGCGUCAACUAUUAUUUAUUGUAUCAGUUGCAUUAUCAACAUGUCUGUCAACGAUUUGUGAUUGACAGGUCGUUGUACAAAGUGGCAGAAAAUAGUGGAAAAGGCCCAAAGUUACAUUCUGAAAAUACAAGAAUAUUAAAUGUAUUAUCAUGAAAAAACAGAUAUUUGAACAUAAGAAGCUGGUACCAUAUGAAAUAUGAUUUAAAACAUCGAAUCGCUAAUUAUAAUUGUUGCCAGCAGGGGCCCAACAACAAAUCUGUGGCUCAUGCUAGCAGACGUCUGCUUUAAUCAUGACGGGACGGGGGGGUACUGGUCACUCCAACAUGGCGUCUGUGACCCAGCAGCAGAGCCUCUGUCCCCCUCGAUCAGUCACAAUAAGUCGAACCCACAAAAAGCCGUUGCCAGGGUCACGCCGGUGUUUACCAAAUACGAACCAGGUUCUAUUGAAGGCGUCGGUGUCGUGUGUCAGGCGACAGGAAGUGAGGACGCCGGGCCCCCGGGCGCCAUCCUGCAGACUCAACCGUUAAAAACCAAAAUCAAAGAGGAGAAGCGUUUGUCUUUCUGCAGAACGUUUGAUUCUCUGGACUCGGCAGCGUCCGAGCAGACGGACGACAGAUGUAGAUACUUGCUGCUGAACACGGUUUACUUCGUGUAGUUUCCUUGUGACACCGGCUGCCGCCGUGUGGAGCGCCGUGUGGAGCGCCGUGGCUCCGACGUCGAUCUGAGGCUCCGCAGGGAGAAGACUGUUCUUAGGACUGUUCAGCUGCAGUGUGAGCUCUGACGCAUGUUGUAUUUAUAAUGGCUAUAUGUCGUGCCUGUUUUAUUAUUAUUAUUAUUAUUUUUUUCCUAAAUUUUAAAACAAAAAUACUCUCUGCUUUUUAUUUGACUACAUUGCUUUGCAUUCUGUAUUAGUGAAGCCAUGUCACAUGUCUGUUUUCACUCUAAUGUAAACUAUCAGAUAUCACAAUAAAUUUUCAAUGGCA
This is a messenger RNA of Hippoglossus stenolepis (Pacific halibut), 7257 nucleotides long. RefSeq names its product protein yippee-like 1. The transcript has 5 exons. The record is from RefSeq and is a predicted model, not a curated record. Bases 2073 to 2720 code for a protein of 215 amino acids. NCBI's taxonomy places the organism in Eukaryota, Metazoa, Chordata, Actinopteri, Pleuronectiformes, Pleuronectidae.